AAAGCAUUUCUUGGCCUACCAGUAACAGUACGGGCUUGGCCAUAGUAGAAUCUUUAAUCAGGAUGAAGAAGUUUAUGAAUUAUUUUUGAUAUUUGGGGAAUAUUUUCGAAAGGAGGCGUUCAUCACUUCUCCAGACAUACAAUAAGAGAGCAAAAUAUGUUGGGCAUCCCGUAUGUUAUGGCCGUGGCCCUUGCCCUGCUCCUAGCCUUGCCAACGAGCUACGCUGACACCCUUGCCGAGGAUACAUGCCCUUCUACGAGAAACAGUAUCACUCUCUUCCCUAAUGCUCAGGCUAUGCUGGUGGGAAUCUUCGACCUGAGUCAGCCAGGACGGAAUGGAGAAGCUUGUGGGGAACCUACACCAACUAUCUUACCUUCGUAUGAGGCGGUAAUGUGGGCCUUGACUCGACUCAAUCAGAAUAAUGGCUCAUUGAACAGUAACCCCAUCACUGACAGCUACGUGCCGGGAAUACAGAUAGGUAUGCGAGCCUACGACACCUGCAGUCGAACUGAAGUUGCAACUCGAAGUGUCAUGGACUCCUUCCCAAACUUCUACUCCAACGCCAGAUUCUGUACCCAGAGCAAGGACAAAAUGCUCCUUGGGGUGUUGGCCGGGUCGAUCUUCAGUCACGUUAGUGUGUUAGGGUCGUCCUACAGUUACGUCAGUAGAUCAGUAGCUGAUUGGCUGACAGCUUACAAGAUGCCCAUGGUGUCCUACGCUUCCAGUUUCCUUGACCUUGGCGACAAAACCCAAUACCCUUACUUUAUGCGGACCAUUCCACCGGACAGGAUGCAGACCCAGGUCUUCAUCGAGGUGCUGAAAAAGCUUAAGUGGUCAUACAUUGGCAUAGUUUACACUGACGAGACAUAUGGAAAAUCAGUCCAAGCAGAGCUGGUGAGACAUGCUAGUCAAAAUGGCAUCUGCAUUCGUGCUGCAGUUUCUGUCAGUAAAGAUGAGAAAGAUCCAGUAAAGCUGGCUGCAGUGUUCAGCACUUUACUUGGCGUUAAUGUAACCGGAGUGAUCUACGUUGGGCUUCCUCAUGUCGCAUUUGAUUUAAUGAAAGUGGCGCCGACCGUGAUGGAUGCGGGGAAGCUGCAGUGGAUUUUCUCAGACACAGUUGGUAACAGCCGGGGUUUCGGCUCUCUCAACAACUACACUAGAGGCUACAUCGGGCUCACUCCAUCUUCAAGACGUACCCCAGAGUUCCAAGAUCACUGGAUGCGAAUAGAUGAGAACAACCCACUUUCAUAUAAUCCAUUCUUCAAGGACUGGUAUAUGAGUAUGAACAAGUGUAAAUUGACAGGAGUCACGUAUGAGCCUUAUAGGUCUUACCCAGCCUGCCGCCUCAUGAGCCAAGACGACAAAAGGAAGUCAUACGUCCAGAACCAAUACGUCCUUUCUGCCCUGGAUGCUGUUUACACCUAUGCCAGGGCCCUGAGGAUGGCGCGGGCAGACAAGUGUACCACAAAGAGUGGCGCCUGCCAAGCGCUUCUAGACAUGAGUGGUGAGACAUUCUUCAAGGAUUACCUCCUCAAGGUCAACAUCACCUACGCCACGGAGGAACGCCUGUAUGCCUGGGCAUCGUAUCUCGAGGAGCCCUACUAUGCACCAAAGAAGACCUUCUUUACCACCACUGGAGAAAUUGGGCUACCCAGCUAUGACGUGUGGAACUUCAACAAGAGACCCUCAGGUUUAUUCUCCUCGCAGAGGGUCGGCGUAUACGAGGGAGGCAAGUUUACCAAGUGGGAUCAGAAGUACAUCAAGAUGUACGAUGUAAUUAGAGAAAACGAGCUGAAGUCCAUCCCUCCAUCAAAGUGUUCUUCUGACUGCGGUACCUGCCUCACUAUCAAGGGAGCCACGCAGUUCUUGUACAUCCCAGGAAACAUACAUAUCACUGGCAUCUUCUCCAUUCACACAGAUGCCACCAACUCCAACUGUGGAAAAGUCCGUUUAGAGUACGCCCAGCUCAUGGAAGCUUUCGCCUUUGCAAUCGACAGAGUGAAAAUCGACAACCCCAAAUGGCUGAACAAAGUAACGCUUGGAGCGGUUGGCUUUGAUGACUGCUCGAGUGUAUCCAGAGCCAAGGGUGUGGUGGCGAACUUUCAUAACAACCAAUUGGACCUCAGGAACCCCGCGACGAGUCAGAAGAUCCACCCAAAUUCGGUCGAGGGAUACGUUGCCUCCAGUGCCAGUGACACCACGAUAUCUAUUGCCGAGAUACUGACACCACUCAGAAUAACGCAAGUUGGAUAUGCUGCCACGUCAACAGAACUCUCCAACAAAGGUGUUUACCCUUAUUUCCUACGCACUGUUCCUUCUGAUGACAAACAAGUCACGGCGAUGAUCAGGCUUCUAAAAGAAAUGUCAUGGAAAUACGUCCAGACGAUACAAGCUCCAACCAGCUACGGAAAAAAUGCUGUCGCUGAGUUUCUGAAACAAGCGAAGCCUGCAGGGAUCUGUGUAACCGCCAGUCACGAGUUCACAUCGCACGGGAGUUACUUAGCAAUCUUAGAGCGUCUGCGACAACGUCCACAAGCCAAAGUCGUCAUCGUUUUUGCUGAUACUGCAGAUAUCAACGGAUUCCUGAAGGCUGUUAAAGUGCAGAACGCUGGGGGUGAAUUCCUGUUGUUUGGAGGGGAACUUUGGGGAACAUCACCUCUUCCCAUUGUCGAUGCUGAAAAUGUUGCAGUCGGAUCCCUCACUAUGAAACUAAGGAGUCCUUUUAUCGCAGAGUUUGACAAGUAUCUCCGGGGACUGAAGGUUAAUGCAAACAGCAGGAAUCCAUUCUACCGAGAGUGGUACCAGGCCACCUUUAACUGCUAUAUCGAUGUCCAAAGUACAACAGUUUACCCCAAGCCAUGUAACACGACCUUGACGAUCCCAGACUCACCAAUGUUUUACCAGUCCCAGUUUGCAUACUACACCAUAAAUGCUGUGUACGCCAUUGCGAUGGGGCUGGACGAGGCCUUGAAAUUCUACUGCGGGUCGACGUACACCAGUAUUUGUAAAGAGUUCGUGAAUGCUGCCAACAAGAAACAGCUAUUAUUCGACAAGAUUAAAGCUGCUGAUUUCCUAGAUAUUGAUAAGAAGACUUUCAAGUUCAUUGACGGCGAAGGGAACGCUGAAUACGAGGUCCACAGCUACUGGGGAAACGGUACUGGCAAAGGUUAUCAGAAGGUUGCCUCGUAUGUCGUCGCACAGAAUGACUGGGGGCAGAAGCCAGACAAAUCAAAGAUCCACUACUACAACAACAAUCCCAUAAUUUCCGAGUGCAGCAGCGGACUCGCUUGCCAGUCAUGCCUCUCCAAGUUCCAGACAAAGUUCCUACACAUACCUGGUGACGUGUUACUAGCUGGCCUCUUCCCAAUUCACAACUCCGGGAGUAACAUCUAUAGCUGUGGUGGGAUGAAGCCUUUUAAUGGAUUCCAGUACCUCGAGACUAUGGCCUUUGCCGUAGAUCAAGUCAACAAUGGGUUGGCUCCGGUCAAAUUGCAGAAUGUUACACUCGGCGCCGUCGGCCUUGACGACUGCUCCAGCGAGUACCUUGCCUCAAGUCUUGUCUCCAGCAUACACUCUGGUACUCUGCUGCUCAGCAAGAAUGGCAUUACGGUAGAUCGUCAGAAGAUUCGAGGCUUGUUGACCUAUGGUUCUGGGAUGUCAAUAAAAGUUCAAGAAAUUGUUCGGGGACUUCGCAUGGCGCAAAUCAGUCCGAGCUCCACCAGUACCCGACUCAACGACCCGCUUCUCUACCCUAUGUUCUACAGGACAGUCCCGAUGGACGACACACAGGUCAGGGCGAUUGCAAGAUUGGUGAAAACUGUUAAGUGGUCAUGUGUACAGACAGUCCAUUCUCCCACCAUUUACGCUAAAGACGCCAUCUUAGCAUUCAAAGCGGCUGCUAAGGCAGAAAAGAUAUGCGUUUCUGCCUGUUAUGAACUUUUCACUGACGGCACCUAUGACCAGAUCAUACAGAAGCUUGCCGACUCAUCUACGAAAGCUGUGGUGGUAUUUGCCCAAGCGGAUACCUAUGUGCGGAACCUUCUCGAAGCUCUUCGACAGGCCAAGCUCAACAAGACAGUCGACCUCACUUUCAUUGCCAGCGAAUCAUGGGGGCAAUUAAAAGCUGUAGUAAGAGGCUAUGAAUCAGUCGUUCCUAACACCAUGACUAUGAAAGUUCAAGCGCCUAAAGUCCCUGGAUUCGAUACAUAUGUCCAGACACUUAGGGUGACCACUGGUAGUAGGCCUAAUAGAAACCCGUGGUUUAAUGAGUACUACCAGAUGAUAUUCGACUGCUACCUAACGGACAAGUCCUUGUACAGUACUAAAUGUGCCAGCACAUCUCAAUCCCUCACGACAUCAGCCAAGUAUGAGCAAGAGAACUGGGUUGUCAGCACUAUGGACGGCGUUUAUGCCUUCACUGCAGCACUGCAUACAACUUUACAACAGGUCUGUGGAAAUAACUAUUCAGGUGUUUGUUCUACUUUCGUGCAAGAUGAUGACAUCAACCUGAAGAUCUUCCGUAACCUCCAAGGAGUCUCCUUCACGUCUCCAGGCGGUGGGACCUUCACCUUCAACGCAAACCGAGCCAGGACCACAGGUUAUGAUGUUGCGAAAGUUGACGCUACUAAUAGUGCUAACCCGUACAAAGAGGUGGGUAAGUGGGGCAACAACGCUCUUACUGUAAGUGACCCAACUCUAUCCACCAGCUACACCAGUGUGCCAUCGAGAUGUGCCCCUUGUAUCGAAUGCCCCUAUGGCCAACAGGCUCGCGACAAGGAAAAGUUUGCUUAUCUAAAUGGAGAUAUUCUGAUUGCAAACGUAGUUGAUGUUCACGUGGCCGGCAAGGAGGCAUUCUCCUGCGGUCAAAUCAAUAUGGAAUUUGGCGCCCCACUGGUCGAGGUCUUCAACUUCGCCAUUGAGCAAGUCAACAAGAAACAGGGAAUAUUCGCAAAUGUCUUACCUGGGGUCAGCUUGGGUGGUAUCACAGUGGAUUCUUGUAAGAGUGCAGUCAGGGCAGGUAACUUGGUGGCGGACUUUCACAGUGGUGUGAUCACAUUACAGGACGCUGGUGGCCAGGUCGUCGAACCGGAUCGAGUGCAACUGUGGAUUGGUGGCCAGACAACUCCCGAGUCCAUUGAGAUGGCUGAGGUUCUUAAGAUCCUUGGGAUACCGCAGAUCAGUUAUGGAGCGACUGGGUAUGCUUUGAGUGACAGAGACAAGUACCCAAACUUUCUACGAACGGUCCCCGCAGAUGACAAGCAGGCCCGCGGUUUGAUCAGCUUCGUCAAGACAUGGAACCUUGUGAAUGUCCAGCUUGUAUCCAGCCCCGAUCCCUAUGGUAACUACAUGUCCAGGGAGUUCAUCCGCCUUGCCAAGGUCAAUGGUAUCUGCAUUACAAACGAUAUUGUGUUUCAAGGGAAUGGCACCUUCACUGAAAGCUUGGCGGAUGAGGUAGUGCAGACACUUCUCAAGAAUCCUGAGGCUUCCGUUGUACUUGUCCUCCUUCGCGAUGAUUAUGUCAAUGGCUUCCUGAGAGCGCUCGACAGGGGCACCGGCAGGCAGCGCAAGUUUUUCCUCAUUGGAACAGACACCUGGGGUGAUCUCCUUAGGCAGACGACAGGAGUGAGUGAGACAAUCCUCCUCAACGCUGUAACCUUCAAUGUUGAGACUGCAGACAUCCCCGAGUUUGACACGUACCUAGAUGCUAAAAACCCAAACAACUAUUUUCGCAACCCCUGGUUCAAUGAGAUGUAUGAGGCAGCCUUUGACUGUACUAUUCCUAACAACAUCGCCAGUUAUGCCCGCACUUGUUCCAACACACAACUCGGAAUACCUCGGCUAUGGAAUUACACCCAGGAUCCAUUCGCUCUUUAUAUGGAGAAUGCUGUUUAUUCGGCAGCCAUUGGCAUCCACCAUGCUCUGACUGAGAUCUGUGGCGAGAAUUACGUUGGCGCAUGCCCGGAUUAUGUCGUGGCCGGAGAGAAGCGACAGCGGAUCAGGCACGCUAUGAAAUUGGUCAACUUCAUUGAUGCGACCGGGCAGCCAUUCAAGUUUGUCCUCAAUGGAGAGAGCGUCCGGGGUUACCACAUAUAUCGCCUGGAGAAAGAGGCUGUGGGUGGCAAUCUUACCUACAAAAAUAUUGGGAGUUAUAAUGACACCAACCUCCUUAAAUUGGACAUCACCUACAACCCCAACUGGUUUUCCAACUGCUCUGACAAUAGAUGCAAAGCCUGCCCUAAUCUGGUCCCGAAGCUCUCGAGAUUCAUGCAGCGAAGGAGCUAUCGUGACCUUAACCUCGUCGCCUUCUAUAAUGUGCAUCACUCCGGCAGCAACUACCUUGGCUGUGGCAAGAUGAACAUAGUCUACGGCUUCCAGAGAAUGUUAGCUUUCUUCUACGCAAUAGAACUCAUCAACAACAACACUUUAAACGAGUUAGAUUCAACAAUGAAACUCAGUGGUUUAGCCAUUGACUUCUGUGAAAAUCCCGCCCAGCUGCGACAGGACUUAUUCACCUACUUGAAUGGUGAUGGCCUUUGUAACUACGCUAACUACACCGAAAUGCUGUAUCCUUGGACAAGUGUUGCCUACAUGACCACCGGUGCCGCCUAUUCUAUCAUAGGAGACGAGUUUUUUACCCCACUUGGACUAACCGCCAUUAGCCCCAUUGCUACUGCUGUUGAUUUGAGUGACAAGAACUUGCAUCCUUUCUUUCUGAGGACAGUACCACCAGAUACCUUACAAGCAAGAGCUAUGGACGAAAUCCUCAAUCUGUUUGGAUGGAACUAUUUCAUGGGUGUAAACACUGAUGACGAAUAUGGCCGCGGUGCUAUGGAAGCCUUGGUUAACCUAGUAUCCAAUAGGGGUAACAAGUCCUACUGUGUUGGUGCUAGACACACUAUCCCAAAAGGUGCCUCCAUGGAACAGGUGAAAGAGAUCGUCAGGGACUUGGACAGAAAGCGAUUUGGUCGGGUUGUCAUUCUGUUCACAAACGUAAAAGACACACGCAAGAUCCUUCAAGCUACCAAGGACCUGAACCUCAUUGGUCGGUUCAUAUGGUUGGGGAGCGAGUCCUGGGCAACUGAUGCAAACAUUCCACGUGGCUUGGAGGACGUAGCCCGAGGAGCCAUAACGUUGGAGAUCCGAUCAGAGCCGGUGCCCGGCUUUGUGAAGUGGAUGAAAGAGAUCACGAUCAAGAACACAAAGAACAUCCCCAUUGACUGGUUACAAGAGUACCUUCAACACAUGUUCAAAUGCAGGAUCGAGAGCAGUAUUGUGGUGCAGACUCAAUAUGCUCGAAUGUGUACAGACAAUGAACGUAUAUUAGACUUCAUGAUAGAACCGGACCCCGCAAUUUUACACACCAUCAUAUCAGCCUAUGUUGUCGCAUGGGGACUGUCCAGCGCCAGGAACAAGGAGUGUAAGGGAGAAGCUAUUGAUGACUGCUUAUGGAGAGUGAAGAGAUCUGAGCGUAAUAGGAUCAUCUAUGAAUCACUGCGUGCAGCACAGUUGAGGGUCCUACCAGAACAAUUGAAGAAUGACUCCUUCCAAUUCAAGUUCACAGAGCAAGGCUAUGGUGACCUUGGCUACAGUAUCUACAACUACGUCCGGCGUCCAGGAUCCAAGACAGACUACAUCUACAAAAAGGUCGGCUUCUGGAUGGAGGAACUUGAGAUGCCCAAGACCAGCUACCAAGGUUACUCAGAGACAGGGGGAGCAUACACCGCCAUACCUAUUUCGACCUGCCCUCGCGAUGUGAAAUGUGCCUGUUUAACAGGUGGGACUGGAACCUCGACCAUCGUAGAGAGAUUGUACCCUCCACCAGCAAAGAACGAGAACUACCAUAAAGCAUGGGGUGUCGCUGCUGCAACUCUGAGUGGUCUUGGCAUUUCCAUAGCUCUUAUCAUGUUCUUCUACUUCUUAUUCUUCUACCCAGUGCGUGGAGGCACAUCCGUCCUCGGCUACCUCCUGCUGUUUGGCUGUGUCUUGGUCUACGCGACCAACUUCGCCUUCUUGUUCCACGCCUGCCCUCAAGUCUGCGCCAUACGGAAAUUUUCCCUUGGGAUAUCCUAUUCGUUCUGCUUUGCCGCUCUCCUAACCAAGGCACUGAAUACAGUCAGGGUAGACACAUAUGAUGACAGGUUCCAAGCACCUUAUAAACGUUUCACACAUCCCCUCGGAUUAUUCAGCAUUGCAACUGGCAUAGCUUUCGUACAGAUCAUCAUUGCGACAGAGUGGCUGAUCCUUCGUCCACCAGAUAUGGAAUACGUAUCCUACUUGGGCCAGUCGUACCCGCGCUGCGCACCAAGUGAUUUCUACAAUGAGGAGCUCCUUCUCAGUUUGGUCUAUCCGAUGUUUCUGAUAGCCAUGACUCUCUUCUUCUCAGCACUGACAUGGCGCUCGGAGGACAACUGCAAGGAAUCUCGAUGGAUCUUGGUCGCCAGUUUCUUCUGUGCUGCCUGCUGGUUAAUAUGGACGAUCGUAUCAACCAAGACACAGUUUAAGUACCGAGAUGGAGCGGUGGUUGUGGGCAACAUCAUCUGCGCCUCGCUCAUGUUGAUCUGCAUCUACGCCAGGAAGAUACACUUCUUUAAUAAGUACCAGAAGGAGAAAAAGCAGCAGAAGAAAGAGGAGAGGGAAAUGAAGGAAUACCCAGAUGAUGACCUGUAUGGUAAUGUAUAUGAAUCUGUGCCGCGACCAGCAAGUGAAAGGGGAUCGAAAUAUCAUGCAUAAUGUGGCAUUCGGCAGUAUACCUUGUCCAGCUUUACACGCUUAGUAUCGAUACAGUCUCCCUCCAACUGGUAGAACCGAUGGUAUACUAAGGGGUCUUUUGGCUUCCCCCUUUCUCCCAGUUUUCCGAGAUUCUUAAAAACCUCUAGCCUUUUUUCUGAAAGACUUCUAAGGGAUAGUAGAAAAAAUAAGGUUUUUCAAUCAUCUCAGCAGUUAAUAGACCAACGUUGAAUUGACUUGUUAGUGUAUGAAUAAUCAUUUUUUAUUUCCCUUCAAACUCCGUCCAGCAAUCUAUAGUGAUUUUAAUUAGAUUCUUAGUGAGAUUUUUAAUUUAUUCUUUAGAGUAUUUGUUCAACGUGUAUUUUGUAUAUAUGGCAUAAACAGUGUCAGUGAAAAAACAGUGUCAUAUUGUAAAGAUAUUUUGUAGCUUUCAUAUAAUAGAAAUAAAUAUUUUUACCGAA
This is a messenger RNA of Lineus longissimus, 9188 nucleotides long. RefSeq lists its product as uncharacterized. Gene Ontology annotation, cellular component: plasma membrane. NCBI's taxonomy places the organism in Eukaryota, Metazoa, Nemertea, Pilidiophora, Heteronemertea, Lineidae. Bases 157 to 8730 code for a protein of 2857 amino acids. Gene Ontology annotation, biological process: regulation of synaptic transmission, glutamatergic; G protein-coupled glutamate receptor signaling pathway. The transcript has 16 exons. Gene Ontology annotation, molecular function: group II metabotropic glutamate receptor activity. The record is from RefSeq and is a predicted model, not a curated record.